Mytilinidion resinicola is the source of this 1042-nucleotide messenger RNA. RefSeq lists its product as uncharacterized. The transcript has 3 exons. The record is from RefSeq and is a predicted model, not a curated record. Bases 1 to 993 code for a protein of 330 amino acids. NCBI's taxonomy places the organism in Eukaryota, Fungi, Ascomycota, Dothideomycetes, Mytilinidiales, Mytilinidiaceae.
AUGCAUUUCCCUCGUCGAUAUCUUGCUUCGAAGCUCUUCUUGGGGUUCGUCUUUCUUUGGUCCUAUGCUACCACAUGCUCCGCCACGCUUGCUUUCACAAAGUAUCCAUCGACGAUAGCGGCUGGAAGCAGCACUGAGCUGUCAUGGACGAGUGACGAUUCUAGUACGCCCGUAUCUAUCAAUCUGAUGAAAGGACCUGAGAACGAUCUGACGAACGUGAUGACCAUCACAGCGUCGGCCAAAAGCGUAUCAUUAGCAUGGACAGUACCUUCAUCGCUCGAUCCUGGGUCCGACUAUAUACUGCAGCUUGACCAAGGAGACAAUGUCAACUAUUCUGGUCAAUUCGAGAUAACAGGGGGCACGGUAGCUAGUACUGCUGCUCCUGCAGCGUCAUCCGUUGCUGCUACUGUAGCGACAACCCCCGUUGCCAAGUCGUCUUCAACUCCGGAACCCUCAUCGACUGCAGCGCUGUCAACAGUGGCACAAGCCAGUAGCACGGCCUCGUCAGAAAACACACAUGCUUCCAGCGGACUUUCCUCCACCAGUAGCGCUGCAGUCUCUUCAUCCGCGAGCGUCGCAUCUACCCCCUCAACUAACGCAUCCCCAACCUCGACAUCCGCGUCCUCAGCUUCCUCUCAUUCGCCCACAUCCACGACUUCCUCUACAACCACCUCAAGGGCUGCCAGCACCGGUCUCACUGCCGGCGCAAAAGCCGGCAUCGGCGUUGCCGUUCCCCUGGGUGUUAUUGCUAUAGCGUUAGGCGCCUUCUUCCUCGGACGGCGGAGGAAUACCACGAAGCCCACACCAAGUGAUGAGGAGGGAUAUACAGCGCGGCAUGAGCUGGACGGAAAGGGCGUCCCACCUACCGAGCUACCAGUCGCUCAAUGGGACGAGAGAGGGGGGUAUUGGCGGACGCAACCGACUGCUUCAGCAGCUGAGUUGCCUACGAGGGAUAAUAAGCAUGAAUUGGCGGCAAGGGAGGUGGGGAGAUGAAAAUGAGUAAAUAUCAUCAGUAACUAUAUGUAAGCACCUUCAAACAUGC